AUGUUUCUAUCAGCAACAACAACACAGUCAUCAUCGCCAUCUGUUAUUAAUGGCAUCCUUCCUCAUUCGUGUUCAUCUCUGAUCCCACACACGAACAGUGCUGACGUUGAUGAAGAUAACGCUUCCAACCCAAUUGCAGAUCGAUUGAAAAAUUAUCAAUCCAUUGAUUCUUUUGAAAGUGUUCUUCAACUACAAGAUGACGAAUUAAUUCAAUCAUUACAAAACUAUUUACGUCAACGAAAGAAUGAAGAGAUUUUUAAAUGUUUGAAGAGAAUUGAUGAAAUGAAACGUGAAAUGACCAUGACAUGUUCUUCUCCUUCACCAGAACAAUUGCAAUCAAACCGUCAGCCUAAAACUAUGACGUCGUCCAACAUGUAUUCCUCGUUCUCCAACAAUUCUGUUGCUAAAUUGAAGAUUUCACUUCAACUCCAUGGAAAAACAAUGUCCCUACUGCUUCCACUUCUCUUUCUUGAAUUUUACAAUGAAUUCAUUUGUUUAGAUAGUGUUUCAUGUGUCAACAUUACGAGUCGAUUACGAAAAGAUGCAAAAGAAAUUAUCCAACAAAUCGAACUCGAAUAUCCACAUUUGUUAAACAAGAGAACGCCUUCAUCUCCCUCUUUAGAAAUAACAUCUUCCUCUGCAUUCAAAGUAGAUCCUCCAAAAUUGAAUGUACAAGUCACAACUUCCUCAAAACAGAGAAAAAGUUUACCAUCAAAAUCCUUUUCUGAUAUCACCACGUUACGAGAUAAGAAUAGUGAAUCAGAGCAGAAUAGAAACUGUUCCAUUGAUCUCAGUACCAUGAUUAUUGGCUGCAUUGACUCUGUCGAGUUGGCCCUUAAAAUGCAGUUCAACAAUGAGAUUCUUAUCAAUUUCAAAAAGGAUCAAGAAUUUACGACAUUUCUCUUGAGCAGAGUGAUUGCCUGGAGCAAUGAAUCAGGAGUGGCAUCCUCUCUUUUCAAUGCCUCAAGCACAAUUGAUGAAAUAUUACAGGCCUAUGAUAUGAUGGAAUAUUCGAAGAGUUUCGCGAAAAGAAAGUUAAGCAGUGUGGAUCAAAUUAAAAAUUUCACCACGCAAGAUUUCAAAGACAAAAUUGGAAUUAAAAAGGUGGGACAUUUAAAGAGAAUUGUCAGAGUUAUACAAGAAAUAUAUGGAGCACAUCCGUGUGGAAGCAAGACUUCAUCACUGUGA
Molecule: messenger RNA, 1188 nt
Organism: Naegleria lovaniensis
Lineage: Eukaryota; Heterolobosea; Eutetramitea; Acrasida; Naegleriidae
Exons: 1
Coding region: 1-1188 (395 amino acids)
Molecular function (GO): protein binding
Source: RefSeq, a predicted model, not a curated record